CCCCAAUUUGAUUAGGGGCCCGUUGGCAAAGCGCCUCAAUUUCCCAGACUACAUAGCUUCUUCUACGUCCGCCAUAUUGCCUUCGCCUAAACGCUCACGCUAGAUCGGCUCGCAUCCACAACGGAACAUUUGUUGCAACUUGCAGUGAUGACACAAACGGUUCAGACCAACGGGGUUCAGCCCCUCAGUAAGACCUGGGAGCUGAGUCUGUACGAGCUGCAGAGAACUCCACAGGCACAGGAGGCGAUAACAGAUGGACUGGAAAUAGCAGUAUCGCCCAGGUCCUUGCACAGCGAACUCAUGUGUCCUAUAUGCCUGGACAUGCUGAAGAACACAAUGACAACCAAAGAAUGUCUGCACCGCUUCUGCGCUGAUUGUAUCAUCACAGCCUUAAGAUCUGGUAAUAAAGAGUGUCCUACAUGUCGUAAGAAGCUGGUUUCCAAGAGGUCGCUGCGUCCAGACCCUAACUUUGAUGCUCUGAUAAGCAAGAUUUAUCCCAGUCGUGACGAAUAUGAAGCCCACCAAGAGAGGGUGUUGGCUCGCAUCAGCAAACACAACAACCAGCAAGCCCUGUCCCACAGCAUAGAGGAGGGGCUGAAGAUACAGGCUAUGACUAGAUUGCAGCGUGGUAAGAGACACACAGUGGAGAAUGGGAGCGGAGCUGAGGACAACGGAGACUCCUCCCACUGUAGCAACGCCUCUGUCCAUAGCAACCAGGAGGCAGGUCCAAGCAUUAAGCGCACCAAGACGAGUGAUGACAGCGGGUUGGACAUGGACAACGCUGCUGAGAACGGGGGUGGGGACUCUGUGAUUGAUGGUGGAGCCAGCGAGAUAGAACUGGUGUUCAGGCCACACCCCACCCUGAUGGAGAAGGACGAUGCUCAAAACAGUGUGGAGUUUGUCCCUCGCUACAUCAAGACGUCCGGUAACGCCACAGUGGAUCACCUGUCCAAAUACCUGGCUGUCCGACUGGCUCUGGAGGAGCUGAGGAGAAACGCUGAGGCCAGCCCUGUGAACGUGGAGGCAGCUUCAGAGAAACAGUACACCAUCUACAUACCUACUGCGGCAAACCAGUUCACUGUUCUGAACGGGUCCUUCUCUCUGGAGCUGGUCAGUGAAAAGUACUGGAAGGUGAACAAACCCAUGGAGCUGUACUUUGCUCCUACUAAAGAACACAAGUAGACUCACACACAUAAAACACACUCGGCAGUUGGAAGUAAACACAUGGACUCGGUUACACCUGCACACACACUAACAAGAGGACAGGAGUGUGUUUCUCUGAAGGAGAUGAGGGGGUUGAGCCCUCUAAAGGACUCUUGUAAAAAGAAAACCAACUCUGUUUUAUAUUCUCUUUCUCUGUGUGUCUUUCUAUCCUCUGUAGACGGCAGCAGAUCAGUACAGCAGCAGCUCAUCGCUUCUUUCACUAUUUCUUAGUAUCAUCCAGUAUUCUACUCGCAAAUCCCCUCCAUGCCACGUGGUUUCGGUCCAACAUAAGCUAGUUGAGAAAUGUUUGCUCCUCAUUCCCAAACAACUCUCAGAUUCCUCUAAAAGUCACCGCCAGUAUCUGAAAUAUUGUAUAUAUUGUCAAAAUAGGGCAUAAGCUUGGAAAACCUAAUAAUAUGAUUCAUAAGGGCCUGUGCUUCUCAACUGAACACAGACAUCCAACACCAAGCUGACAUGUAUGGAAGCAAAGAAAGGCCAAAAUGAAUACAACUUGAAUGCUAAAAUAAAUUGUAAAAUGUAAUCGCUUUUGAAUUAUCGAUUGAAAUAUUUAACUAUCUGCAUUCAUGUGGUCUUGCGAUUUAAAAAAACAUAUUUUUGAGAGUCUAGGUUCCUAUUUAAGUGUUUAUCCACAUCAGUUUGAGUUCAUUGAAAUAUCAUAAAUCCAGUCAAAGCAACCUGGUAUUCAGAACUUCCCUGCACUUUUGGAUCUGAAUCUUUUAAAUGUUGGAAUAUUGGGCCUAUUUUCCUCCAAAAAGCAGACAUUUUUUCAAAGUAAAAUAUUUUAAUGUUCAACAUAGUGGUUACAUUUGAUAAAUGGGUUCCUUAUUAAAUUCAAACGACUGGCCUUUCUUUGCUUCCUCAGACCACCCUAUCUCACAUGGGACUUCUCUGUGUGACAGAGCACCUGUUAGAGCAGAUGUUGAACACUGUAGAGCAGAGCUCUGACCAGCAGGGGUCAGAAUUCCUCUCUAUAGUGGAAUAAAGCUACAAACAUUGCCUCAGGCAUUUUGUUUCUUCUUUGAGGGGGUUCUCAGAAUAUUUGUUGUUCUCUAAACAGUUUUUUCUUCUAAAUAAAAGUAGAGGCUGGUGAAGCUUUGAAUGUCUGCCAUGUUUUUGUCAGAGAAGACUGUACCGCGAUCGAUGAGGAACACUUCCUCUUUUAGUUUGUAAUAACUUCUCUCACUCUCAGCUGUUGUGUUGAUCUGUUGCCCGUAGAAACAAACUGUUCUAAUAUCUGUGACUUGUUCUUUUAUAAAUGUCUUUUGUCACAAGGAAAGGAAGGAUGGGGUUUGAUUGGAGGCGGGUGGGGUGGGAGGAUUUAAUUUGUCAGCGCCAUAGACAGUCAGACUAUCCAAGUAUUCUCAUGCUCCCUGACCAGUGGAUCUCCAUCACUUCUAUGUAGGCACCUAUUGUGAUUGUGAAACUGGUUUUAUGUUUCCAUGUAGCUAACUGAAGGGUUUAAAGCUCAACAAGAACAGAACAACCGUGAGAAUUUGACAUUUAAGAGUCUGAGCAAGUAAAGGUUUUGUCAUUAUUGGUGUGUAGAUGCAUGACUCAUGGGAGACUGGAUGACGAGCAUUUUAAAUGAAUCCCUCAAUACAGCCUGUCAUCUCAUUUUCACUGAUGUUUGAUAUUUUGAUGGCGGUGCAGGUCUUUUGUGGACACCUGCAGCAUUUUAGGGUUAACGUGGUGUCGUCACACCUAAAGAAGUAUUUCAAAUUUCACUGUGAGAACCUGUAUACUGCAUCUUUCUGUUUGGACAAUAAACCUGAAUCUGUGUUGCUCAACAUGGAAUUCUGAG
Molecule: messenger RNA, 3025 nt
Organism: Gymnodraco acuticeps
Lineage: Eukaryota; Metazoa; Chordata; Actinopteri; Perciformes; Bathydraconidae
Gene: rnf2
Product: ring finger protein 2
Exons: 9
Coding region: 148-1182 (344 amino acids)
Cellular component (GO): PcG protein complex; ubiquitin ligase complex
Molecular function (GO): ubiquitin protein ligase activity; chromatin binding
Source: RefSeq, a predicted model, not a curated record